AUGGAUCAUUUGGCACAUUUUUGGGGAAAAGCAACCCAACAUGUUUCAAUGUUUAGAUCAGGCCCAUAUUCUCAAAAUAUUACAAGCACGAAUGGUAGUAGACUCAUUUUGAAUCCGAAUCACCAAAAAUGCUUAGUUAAAUAUCAAAACACAUCUAAAAAUCCAUGUAAACAUGUAUUUUCAACUGCUGUAGAUGAUUACUUUACUGAAACAUAUAUUUCCAGGACACUUUACCUUUGUAAACUACCAUAUGAUAUGACUGAAGAUUCAGUUAGAGAGCUUUGUGAACCAUUUGGCGAUCUAAAGAAAGUUGCAGUUUAUCCUCACAAAGGAAUUGCAUUUGUAGAGUAUUUCGAUAUAAGAAAAGCUGAAGGCGCCAGAAAUACAUUGAAAAGUUCCUUAGUUCAAGGGAGAAUAAUUGGUGCACAGUAUUCUAGAGGUAGAGAUAAUAAACCCUCAAAAGAUACUAAUACAGGAACCUUGUAUAUUAAGCCGAUUAUAAAUGAUAAAACUGCUAUAGAUCCGAAUACAGAAGAUGAUUAUAAACAGUUGUUUUGCGCCUAUGGAGAAGUUAAAAAGGUUAGUAGCAAUAGAAAGCGAGAAUCAGAGAAAUUUAUAGAAUUUUAUGAUAUUAGAGGUGCGGAAGCGUCCCAAAAAGCUCUCAAUGGAUAUGAUUUUAAUGGCGUAAUUUUAGAGAUCCAGUUUGCAAAUACUCAUAGUAGAACAUUAAACUCUGACUUUCAAACUAUCUUAAGUGGCCAGGGCUCGAGCAUGAAGAAUCAAUCCCUUCGUAUUCCAAACGAAGUAAAGCAUAAGCGGCAAUUGUCAUUUAAUACAAAAAAGAAAAAUAGGCUUAAGAAAUGUGGUACUUCCGAGAUGUUUAAAAGGCUAGUUGCAAGAAAUGUUUCAGAUUGUGAAUUAUAUUCCGAAUUUUCAAAACAGCAUUUAAGUCGUAAUAGAAUAAACAACCAUUCGGAUUUUAGUUUAUCAUGUCCAUUGCCGGUCCCUACUCAAGUAACAGGCAACUCGGGUGAAUUUAAUAAAUUUAUACCGAUUACAAAACAUCCAAGUGACGAUUCCACAAGAACAGGAAAUAUUGCUGAGUCUUUAAAAAUAUUAUUAUCGACAUUUAAGCCUCCAAUAACUGAUAUUGAACGUGAUAAUUCCAAUAAUAGUGCUUUUAGUUAUUAA
This is a messenger RNA of Cryptosporidium ubiquitum, 1191 nucleotides long. Its product is annotated as RNA-binding protein. Lineage: Eukaryota; Apicomplexa; Conoidasida; Eucoccidiorida; Cryptosporidiidae. The record is from RefSeq and is a predicted model, not a curated record. Gene Ontology annotation, molecular function: RNA binding. The transcript has a single exon. Bases 1 to 1191 code for a protein of 396 amino acids.